GCAAUGUAAAACAUUACAAUUCGUGGGCCUGACUCAGUUCAGAAACUGCUUUCCAGUGAAGACAAAGAGCAAUAAAAUAGCAUAAAAAAGCAAAACAAACAGAAAAACAAUAAUAAAAAAAAAAUGGACAAGUUAGACAAAAAACAUUUAUCAUAUAGCUAAUUGGACUGAACCACAGAUCUAUUUUUAAGUGCCACACUAAAUAAAAGAAUACAGCAUUUGUCUGAAAAGGGGAAGAAAAAUUAAAAAUGAAUUAAUUUGAUUAAAAUGAUUUAUUUUUAAUAAUGGCAGCUCUGAACUUCCAUACAAUUGAAUAACAAGGGUUUAACCCAAAAUUCAAACAAAGACCUAAUAUCAAAGCAACAUGCCUUUUCAGUGUUUUGCUUUUUUUUUUUUUAGUUCAUCAUAAUUUAAUAAAAUGGUCUUAGUUUAAUGUAAAUGUAGUAUACUUCAAAUGUACCUAAAGACACUGUCAGCCUGCAGUGUUGUAUGUUUAAGUUACUGCUGGUAUUUAAAGAGAACUACUUGCUGUCUGUCAAGUCGUCAGUUGCAGCUGUUCUCAGUUCAGUCAGUGUGAGUCUCAGACCACAGGCAGAGAAGCAGCUCUGUCGGCUUCAUCUCACUUCAGAGAGUGUUUCUAAGAAACGGCUAAGCACUGAAGUUUUAACUAGUUGUUCAUUUUCCGCUUCGGCCCUGUGACAUGCCGGUGUUUGUGGAGGAUCCUGCUCAGUUCUCUAAAUCUCGACUGAAGUCAGAUUUAAUUGCCCACAAUGUCGCGCUGCCACCCUCCAAGAGCAAGAAGGAGGUUUAUGUGGCGUUGCACAUGAAACAUGUUGAUCAGAAAAACGCAGCGGAUUUCUCCAGCGACGAGGAGGAUCAAGUGCAAGAUGUGUCAGAGGAGGAGGAGGAGGAUACAGACAAUACAGAGAUGCCUGACCCGAGCAGUUUGACUGAUGACGACCUCAAGGCUGCAUUGCUCAUGCACGGGUUCAAAGCUGGGCCCAUAGUUGCCUCCACCAGGGCCUUGUAUGAGCAGAAGCUCAGGAAACUGCUUCAGUCUGAUGGACAUGACAAAGUGAAUGGAAUAGAGAAAGGUGUACUGUACUCUGACAGUGAAGAAGAGGAGGAAAAUGGGGAAGAGGAAGAUGAAGAAUCAGGCUCUGAAGGAGCAAAACAAGAAACGGCUGAACAGUCGGAACAGGCCCAGGAGGAGAGCAGCCAGGUAAAGUUGCUUUUUCAGAAAGGUGGUUAUGUUUACCCGCAGUGCUUUUUACCCUCAUCACGACUGCGUGCUUGUGCUUCUCGACACAGGGAACCUAGUCCCAAGUGGAAUUCAGGGAAUGCGUUAAAAUCAUCAGAGCAGAGUCGGUCUUGCUGCUCCCAGAUUCCCGCUGGAAUUAGUAGAGCAUCCUCUGUUGAUCAAUGCUCAGGAUUAGGAUCAGGGGUCCCAUCUGGAUCACAAUCAGUCAUGUCUAAUGGUUCAUUUUCCUCUUUGACCUUCAGCAUCACCCGGUUGGUUGAGGAGAUGGAGAGUCGGACAUCACUCUCUACUAGCGUAGACAGUAAGAGAGAGUUGAAUGGGAGCAAUGUGCAGGAGCAUUGGUCGCGGUCCAACAGGCUGGACACGCCAGUUGUGGACAAGAACACCAAGAAGGACCAGUCCCUGUACUACACUCCCAAGGCUUCCUCUUGUGAAUGGGAAAUGAAGCUUCCUCAGGAACCUGUGAAAGAUACUGUGAAGGACUUGUUUCCAGACACUAAGACCACACCCACAGGGAUCCACGCAACUCGUCGGAGACCAAUCAAGGGUGCAGCAGGGAGACCUAUCCAGUACGCAUAUCCAGACACUCCUGCCAGCCCCACCACCCUGGAGAGGCGAGAGGUGGAGCGCCGCCUUGUACCCAUCAAGAUACAAAUUUUGGUCUUCCUCAUUGUGGCGUUCCUCUUGUACUUCAUUUAUGCUUGUGUUGAAGACAACUCAUUCAGUCCAUUUGUGGCCUUACUGGAAAGUCUAAGCCAGGGGUCAGAAAAUGAGGGACUCUUGGUUCAGGUUGAGAUACAGGACACACCAGCACUCUCUGGACAAGAGUAACUUUUUUUUUUUUUUUUUUUAACCCUCUACAGAUGUGAAGGUUGCUGUUUUGUUGUUUCAGCUUUUACCAAGCUAGCUAGCCGUAAAGACCUUGGGAUAUAUUCAGGGUGCGAAUAUUAAUUUCAACACUUUUUUUGUUGACUGUGUUUGUGUGUCUGUUUGGGGUGAAUACCUCAAAGUCCAGUUUUACAGUUUUAUGUUUUGCUUAUAUGUUACCAAAAGUGCUGUUGUUCCUGUAAUCAAAACAAUGGCAAAAGCAGAGAUGCAAUCAAGACUAAAGAUUUGAAUAGUUUCUCAAAUGUAAAAUAAUAAGAAUGUUGUUAUUUUUGCUAUUUCCUGACUCAAAUUGUGUAAUGUGUCAGUGCUUUUUCAAUGAAUAUGUGUCACUGUACUUGUGUGUUAUUGUUUUGUUUUUUUUAAAUAUUUGAAACAUAUUUCAAUAAAGGAUAUCUUGCUUCAUA
This is a messenger RNA of Thunnus maccoyii (southern bluefin tuna), 2553 nucleotides long. It is a transcript of the gene lemd1, whose product is annotated as LEM domain containing 1. The transcript has 11 exons. Lineage: Eukaryota; Metazoa; Chordata; Actinopteri; Scombriformes; Scombridae. The record is from RefSeq and is a predicted model, not a curated record. Bases 701 to 2092 code for a protein of 463 amino acids. Gene Ontology annotation, molecular function: DNA binding.